This is a messenger RNA of Nicrophorus vespilloides, 668 nucleotides long. Its product is annotated as E3 ubiquitin-protein ligase RNF181. The transcript is spliced from 3 exons. Gene Ontology annotation, molecular function: ubiquitin protein ligase activity. Bases 109 to 507 code for a protein of 132 amino acids. Gene Ontology annotation, biological process: protein ubiquitination. The record is from RefSeq and is a predicted model, not a curated record. Lineage: Eukaryota; Metazoa; Arthropoda; Insecta; Coleoptera; Silphidae. Gene Ontology annotation, cellular component: cytoplasm.
AAUCAUUUGUUAUUGUUUAAUUGAUCUGUCACACAUAUAAACAUUCAUUUAUAAUACGCUGACAUCUGAUCACUGACUAAGCUGAAAUUGCAAAGUGCAAGUGCAAAAAUGUCUGAAUUUUUCCAAUUCGUACCGGACGAUAUCCAUGCAAUAAUUGGUGAGAAUUUCUCUUUUCCAGCCAAUGCAGAUUCCAUAAUAAAAGCUCCACCAGCCUCUGCUUCUGUGGUCGAAAAUCUGCCAGUAAUCACAAUAGAGGAAAAAGGGAAGGAGUGCAUAAUAUGUUUGAAGGAGUUCGAAGUUGGAAGUAAAGGGAUGCAGAUGCCCUGCAAGCACACCUACCACACAGAAUGCAUACUCCACUGGCUGAGUAAGACCAACUCAUGUCCUUUGUGCAGAGAAGAAUUGCCAACAGAUGAUCAGUUUUAUGAGGAAUAUAGGAAAAUGAAGAAGAGAGAGGCACAAAGAAAGGAAAUGCUGAAGGAUCUACACAAUUCAAUGUUCACAUAAUUUACAUUUAAUGGAAAAGGUUAAACUUAUAAUUUUAUAAAUGCAGGUUUAGGAGUAUAUUACAAAUUAUGCAACACAUUUUACGAUGCUCUUGCAGCAUUCUCUAUAAUAUAGUUCAAGUAAAGAGAUGAUGUUGAAUAAAACUAUGAUAAAAUUUUAAA